AUGAGUUCCGGUGGUAAAGAUGCGUUGAGCUUAGAAGAGCGAUCUAAGAACGUCAAUGAUCUGUUAUUGGUUCUGAUGGAUAUCAACGAAAUCAAUGGGGGGAACAGCGAUACGGCUGAGAAGAUGAAACUUCAUGCGAAAAAUUUUGAAGCUGCGUUGUACGCCAAGAGCUCGUCCAAGAAGGAGUACAUGGACAGCAUGCGGGAGAAGGUCACGGCCAUGAGUAACACAAGAGACUCGCGGAAGAAAGCGGCUGCGGCUGCCAUGUCCAUGGGCAUGAGAGGUCAGCAGCAGCAGCGGUCUGGUAGUAUUCCGGUGAAUGGAAACUUCAUGUCCACGGCAGUGAACAUGAAUUCUCAGACGUUUCUUAAUCAGCAGGCUCAGGUUCGUCAACAAGCUGCUCAGCAGUUGCGUAAUCAACAGCAACAACAACAGCAGCAACAGCAGCAACAACAAAGACCUCAACUCACUCCACAGCAGCAGCAGUUGAUUAAUCAGAUGAAGGUUGCUCCAAUUCCUAGAGAGUUGUUGCAGAGGAUUCCUAACGUUCCGGCAGGGGUCAAUACUUGGCAGCAGAUCACAGAACUAGCACAGCAAAAGAGACUCACUCCGCAAGAUAUGCAAAUUGCCAAGGAGAUUUAUAAAUUACAUCAACAGUUACUUUACAAGUCAAAGUUACAACAGGCCGGUUCGAAUAAUAGAAUGUCUCAACAGCAGCAAAUUCCACAGCAGCAACAGCACCACCACCAGCAGCAGCAACAACAACAACAGCAGCAGCAGCAACAACAGCAACAGCAACAGCAGCAACAACAGCAACAGCAACAGCAGCAACACCAAAGGGUUCAAAGUAUGAGCAACAAUGCUCCGCAGCAGCAACAGAACCAACAAAGAUCUGGUGAAUUACCAAAUGUUCUAGGACAAAUAAAUCAAAUUUUCACACCAGAUGAACAAAGAGCUUUAUUACAUGAAGCUAUGGAAGCUAGUAAAAACUUCCAAAAGACACAAUUUGGUGUUAAUAUGACUGAUGCAAAUAAGCAGAAUUUUAUUAGAAAAUAUAUCAAUCAAAAAGCUUUGAAAAAAAUCCAAAAUGUCCGAUUAGCACAAAUGGCGGCCAGUGGAGCUAAUCAACCAAAGUCGCGACCACAACAGCAACAACAGCAACAACAGCAACAACAGCAACAACAGCAACAACAGCAACAACAGCAACAACAGCAACAGACAUUGCCACAACAAGUGUCUCAACAGAUGUCCCAACAAAUACCAUUGCAACAGCAGCAACAGCAGCAACAGCAGCAACAGCAACGCUUGAGGAAUAUUAGCGCGAACAUGAAAAGCCAGCUACCAAACGGUAACCAAUUGAAUGCCAAUCCUGCUGUGCAGGCAAAUGUACCGCAAGCAGGAUCCAUGAGAAACAUGAAUAGGGUGCCCGCCCAACAAGCGACGACUCCACAGGUUCAAGCUGCGCAAGUUAGACCAGCAGUUUUACAGGCCUUCGCACCUACUCCUCAAGAUGUUGAAGUUGUCAAACGUAUAUCGACUGAAGCAGCAAGAACACCACUGAGACUAACAGAUUUGACGAAUACGUUGACAACCCAAGAACGCGAAGAUAUCAAAAGAAAACUUUAUUUGAAUCAGCAACUAUUUGCCCAAGUUAGUAACUAUGCUCCACAAGUUUAUGUUUUAACGAAAAGUGAAAAUUUCUUAAAAGAGGUUCUGCAAUUGAGAAUAUUUGUCAAGGAAAUUCUAGAGAAAUGCUCAAAGGGAAUAUACGUUGUGAAAUCUGACACUGUCGAUAAAUUAAUAAUGAAAUAUCAGAAAUACUGGGAAAGUAUGAAAAUUCAACUAUUGAGAAGACAGCAGUUGAUCCAGCAGCAGCAGCAACAGCAACAACAGCAACAACAGGUUGACAAUAAUCAAGGCGGGCCAAGUAUUUCUCAGCAGCAACAGAGGGUCCAAGGCUCCAUGCAGCAUAUACAACAGCAAUUGCAACAGAAACAGCGUCAACAGCAACAGCAACAGCAACAGCAACAUCAACAACAACAACAGCAGCAGCAGCAGCAACAGCUACAGCAACAGCAACAGCAAUUACAGCUACAGCAACAGCAACAGCAACAGCAACAACAACAACAACAUCAACAACAACAUCAGCACCAUCAACAACAACAACAACAACAACAACAACAUCUUCAUCAUCCUGCUAUGAAUAGUAGUACUGGAACACCCAUUGUUGCACCUAAUCAGGCUGCCAUGGCGGCGGCCGCAGCGAUGUCAGGUAAUACUUCAAGUUCCAAUUAUCAACAUAUUUUACCAGAGACCGGUGCUGCGGCGCCACCUACCUCAGCCGUUCCUCAUACGUCAAACAGCGGAUUAGGAUUAGAUUUCUUGGCUUCUCCAGAUUUGGCAGUAAUUUCACCAAAUGUUGGUUCAUCUCCUAAGAGAGAUCUCGGCAAAGUUGCUGCAGCCAAUCAAAGCAGAGCGAAGUCCAAAAGACCUUCAUCGAUUAAUCCAUCUCAAUCAAAUGCUGCUACUCCUAACAUUUUGCAUGCUGCUGUGCCCAGUAGGUCAGCCACACCUGCAACCGCCAACUUUUCUUCUGCUGGAUCUCCUCUAGUCAUGAACAAGCCUAUUUCUGUAUCCCAGAAAACUCCAUCACCAUUGACUGUCCCUCACCUAACACAAGGGCAAAAUGUAGGUUCGAAUUCAAAUAUCGAUAAUCCCUUCAAGGAGGAAGAAGAAAAGUUAAGAAGUUUGAACAUUCGCAAAGCAGAGAUUAUAUCACGCUUUAAGCACCGUCAAGAAAUUUUCAGUAAAUCACCUGUUGAUAUCUUCUUAUCAACAUUAGCAGAUUGCUUUUCUGUAAAAGAUGAAGAAGUUGAAAUUGUUUCGACAAUUCCUCAAAAUAUUAUCGAUCAAGUGAACGGUACUGCUAAGAAAAGAUUAAGUAAAGCCGCACAGAGAGCCAAGGAGCAAGAUGUCGUUUCUUUAAAUAUUAAGGACAAUAAGUUAAUAAUGGAGAGUAAAAUGGGACCAUCAUCGAGCUCAUAUGGCAUAUCAACAGACGCUUUAUCCGCAAUUUUCAGGAAUGUUUCCGGAGCAGGAGUAAUACACAACAUGUGUUUCUACGAUUCCUCAUCAGGCGAGAACUUUUCAAAUCAAAAUAACACAAAGAAGAGAAAGCUGGAAGAUGCUGAGAUCAGUCCAACAAAUUCCAAUGUUUCGCCAUCAUCUUCUUUGAUGAGUGAUUCAAAAAAAGUUAAAAUUGACUCUCCCGAAGAUAUGUUUUCAGGAAAGUGCAACGCAGAACAAACUUCCAAACAAACAACAAGCUCAGUGCCAGCUAACAUAUGGGACUGGAACUUUUGGUCAGAAAUGAGGUAA
This is a messenger RNA of Zygotorulaspora mrakii, 3378 nucleotides long. RefSeq lists its product as uncharacterized. NCBI's taxonomy places the organism in Eukaryota, Fungi, Ascomycota, Saccharomycetes, Saccharomycetales, Saccharomycetaceae. Gene Ontology annotation, molecular function: transcription coregulator activity. The record is from RefSeq and is a predicted model, not a curated record. The coding region runs from base 1 to 3378 and encodes 1125 amino acids. Gene Ontology annotation, biological process: regulation of transcription by RNA polymerase II. The transcript has a single exon. Gene Ontology annotation, cellular component: mediator complex.